AUGGCCGACCAACUUACAGAAGAACAAAUUACAGAGUUCCGUGAAGCUUUCAACCUCUUUGACAAAGAUGGUGAUGGUUCCAUUACCACCAAGGAACUCGGUACUGUUAUGCGUUCCUUGAAUUUAAACCCUACCGAAGCUGAACUUCAAGACAUGAUUAACGAAGUUGAUAGUGAUGGUAACGGUCACAUUGACUUUCCUGAAUUCUUGUCCAUGUUGGCUAGAAAAAUGAAGGACACGGAUUCCCAAGAAGAAAUCGAAGAGGCCUUCAAGGUUUUUGAUAAGGAUGGUAAUGGUUAUAUUUCUGCUGCAGAGUUACGUCAUGUCAUGACCUCGCUUGGUGAGAAAUUAAGCGAAGAAGAAGUUGAUGAAAUGAUUCGUGAAGCUGAUGUUGAUGGUGAUGGUCAAAUCAACUAUCAAGAAUUCGUUAAAAUGAUGAUGUCUAAAUAA
Messenger RNA from Mucor mucedo, 450 nucleotides. Its product is annotated as calmodulin. Lineage: Eukaryota; Fungi; Mucoromycota; Mucoromycetes; Mucorales; Mucoraceae. The transcript is spliced from 6 exons. The record is from RefSeq and is a predicted model, not a curated record. The coding region runs from base 1 to 450 and encodes 149 amino acids. Gene Ontology annotation, molecular function: calcium ion binding; enzyme regulator activity.